AUGGACCCCGCGCCAGCGCCCCCACUCGCCGUGCACCUCGUCACCGGCGGCGGGUCCUCGCCGGAGCUCGCCCUCCUACUCCGCUCCCUCGCCGCCGCCCGCGUCGUCGCCCUUGACGCAGAGUGGAAGCCGCGCCGCCGCGGUAGCCCUGCCGCUGCCGCCCCUGCGGCCCUGGGCGACGGCACGACGCUGGCGGCCAAGGCAUCUCCAGCGCCGCCGAAGUUCCCGACGGUGACGCUGCUUCAGGUGGCCUGCCGCGUCGGCGAUGGAGGCGAGGGCGAGCGCAGCGAGGUGUUUGUCGUCGACCUGCUCUCCGUGCUGCUCGCCGACCUGUGGGCGCCGCUGCGAGAGCUGUUCGAGCGGCCUGAUGCGCUGAAGCUGGGGUUCAGGUUUAAGCAGGACCUGGUGUACCUCUCCUCCACCUUCUCCGCCGCCCUCGGGUGCGACUCCGGAUUCGAUAGGGUAAGGGCGUGUUGA
Molecule: messenger RNA, 477 nt
Organism: Miscanthus lutarioriparius
Lineage: Eukaryota; Viridiplantae; Streptophyta; Magnoliopsida; Poales; Poaceae
Source: the annotation of a GenBank genome assembly